Messenger RNA from Suricata suricatta (meerkat), 4534 nucleotides. RefSeq names its product WAS/WASL interacting protein family member 1 (gene WIPF1). The record is from RefSeq and is a predicted model, not a curated record. The transcript is spliced from 7 exons. The coding region runs from base 1 to 1527 and encodes 508 amino acids. NCBI's taxonomy places the organism in Eukaryota, Metazoa, Chordata, Mammalia, Carnivora, Herpestidae. Gene Ontology annotation, molecular function: actin binding.
AUGACAUCAGAUCUAAAACUUGUGGAGCAUUUACAGUCUCUUGCCAAGAACCUCAGUAACAAGCUUCCAGCCAAUACAGAAAAGCCCACCUUGAACAAGUCCGAGCAGGCGGGGAGGAAUGCUCUUCUCUCUGACAUCAGCAAAGGGAGGAAACUGAAGAAGACAGUCACCAAUGACAGAAGUGCACCGGUAUUGGACAAGCCUAAAGGAGCUGGUGCUGGUGGCGGUGGUGGCUUUGGUGGAGGAGGAGGUGGCGGUGGCGGUGGCGGUGGUGGCAGCGGCAGUUUCGGAGGGGGUGGACCACCUGGUUUGGGAGGACUGUUCCAGGCCGGGAUGCCGAAGCUGAGAUCCACAGCCAACAGGGAGAGCGAUUCUGGAGGAAGCCGACCCCCAGUUUUGCCACCGGGGGGAAGAUCCACAUCUGCCAAACCUUUCUCACCCCCAAGUGGCCCCGGGAGAUUUCCUGUGCCUUCCCCAGGCCACAGAAGUGGCCCCCCAGAGCCUCAGAGGACCCGAAUGCCUCCCCCGAGGCCCGACGUGGGCGCAAAGCCCGAUAGCGUUCCCCCUCCAGUACCUAAUACGCCAAGACCCAUUCAGUCAAGUCUGCACAACCGAGGGUCCCCACCCGUGCCUGGGGCCCCCAGGCAGCCCAGCCCUGGGCCAACUCCUCCCCCUUUCCCUGGAAACCGAGGUGCUGCUUUUGGAGGAGGCUCCGUGCGCCAGACACCCUCAGGCUCCUCCUCACCCUUCUCCAGCAGACCUCCCCUGCCCCCUACCCCCAGCAGGGCCUUGGAUGACAAACCCCCUCCUCCGCCACCGCCAGUGGGCAACAGGCCCUCCCUCCACAGGGAAGGGGUCCCACCCCCACCCCCUCAGAACAGCAAGCCCCCAGUGCCUUCUACCCCGAGGCCUUCCUCCUCGUCACAGGCCCCACCGCCUCCGCCACCGCCGAGCAGACCUGGCCCUCCUCCCCUGCCUCCGGGUUCCAGCGGCGGUGAUGAAACCCCAAGACUUCCGCAGCGAAAUCUGUCCCUGACUUCUUCGUCUGCACCCCCCUUACCUUCACCAGGACGCUCGGGCCCUCUUCCUCCCCCGCCCAGCGAGAGACCCCCUCCUCCAGUGAGGGACCCACCAGGCAGAUCAGGCCCUCUCCCGCCACCCCCUCCAAUAAGCAGAAAUGGCAGCACACCUCGGGCCCUGCCUGCCACCCCCCAGUUGCCGUCCAGGAGUGGACUGGAUGGUACCAGGAGUGGGCCUAGGCCUCCCCUCCCUCCCGACAGGCCUGGUGCUGGGGUACCUCCCCCUCCUCCACCAUCAACAUCAAUUAGAAAUGGCUUCCAGGACUCUUCAGGCGAAGAUGAGUGGGAAAGCAGGUUCUUCUUCCAUCCGAUUUCUGAUUUGCCACCUCCAGAGCCAUAUGUACCAACGGCCAAAACUUAUCCCAGUAAACUGGCGAGACAUGAAACCCGGAGUGGAUCCAACCGAAAGGAAAGGGGUGCCCCGCCACUCCCUCCUAACGCCAGGUGAUCUUUGCCUGCUCUUCUCCAUCUGAGCCCAAGAGCUACUUCUGAUGUUACUAUCCGAGGGCUGCCAGCCUUCUCCCCUUGUCUUCCCUUGGCCCCUUCAUAGUGGCAAUAGGGAGGAAGGGAGGUUGACGUGGGAAUAUGUGUGUGUGGGGGGUGGGAAUGCAGGAAAGAAACGCACCUGGCUUUUUAUAUUGUGUAUAUUCUCAAAACUAUUGCUUGCUUCAGCUACAGCCCACCAGUGUUGGUUGCUUAGGGGUCAGUAGGCUUUUGCGGCAAGGUGGCAGAGAUGAGUUGUGUCUUCGCUUUCAACCAACUAAAUUCAAACCUUCACUGCGUAUUUGCUGCAGACUGUAAUAUUAAAUCCCUGAGAGCUAUUUGCUUCCAUGCCUUUUUGGCAUGCUUGGCUCUCCGACUCUAUGCACCACAGACCGCUGAAGCAAGUUGCUGCAUCAGGGCUCAUGAAACAUUUUUCGGUUAUAGGAUGUCCAAUCUUUGGCGGUCUGAGAUAAGCCCUAGGAUAGAGCUGGCCAGUGGACAUACGAUGUGAGCCACAUAUGCAGUUUUUUUAAAUUUCUAGUAGCUACAUUAAAAAAGGAAAAUAGGUGAAAUUCAUUUUAGUAUAUUUUAUUUAACCCUAAUAUACAAAAUAUUCUCAUUUCAGGCUGCAAUUAGUAUAACAAUUAUUGAUGAGAUGUUCUACAUUCUGUUUUGGUACUAAGUCUUCAGAAUCCAGGUGUAUUUUACAUUGAGAGCACAUCUCCUUUCAGACUAGUCACGUCCCAAGUGCUCAGCCACAUGUGGCCGGCAGCUACCAUAUUGGACAGCACAGGCCUCAAAGAUAGAGGAUGGUGCAAAAACCUCUUGUUUCAGGGGAAAAAAAAAAAAGCAAGAUAAGCUUUAGCAAUUCAAAAAGUAACUAAACUGAAGUUAGGACCUAACACCUCUGUGGCAGACAACUUGAUAUUAGAUUUUGCUCCCUUAUUUCCCCUCCUCCCUUAAUAUCUGUACACAAGCACUGCUUCACAAUGCCAAGGUCAGAAGUUGAUCUAACAGGGUGUACAGUCAUGUGGACAAAAGCCAUGGGAAAGAAACCGAAAGCCAGCCAGGCUUCGGGGCUCGGUGCUGGCUGCCUUGAGGUCACCUGGCAGUUGGAUUCCUGCCUUGCACUUCAUUUCCUCCCCCUCUGUCUAGCUUGCACAUCGGGGUGGGGAGGCUCGGAGGCUCCAUGGUUGUGCAGAAAAGUUAGGAAAAAGUGGCAAAUUGGAUAUGUGGAGGAAGGAAGCGGGUUUGAGGUGAUGGGCAAAACUCUAAAAAUCUAAAUCUGAUUGGUGUUGAUGGGGUUGGGAGAGAUUGCUACUUACAAAUUGAAGAGAAUUUGUCUUGACUCUGUCAGGGGAAUCACUUGCCUUGGAUCUAUGCAAAUAAAGCUCCGUGGAAGGGCUGUAGGGAUGAGCCAGCCUUGCCCCUUUUUUGUAUGAUUCUGUUUACAAAACUUUACUGGGACUUUUAAAUCUAGCUAUAGAUGGGGGGUGGGGGUGGGGAGGAAGUAUUUCCAUUUAGAUGUUUUGUAUGGUUGAUUAUGUUUAAAAUUUCCAUUACUUAUUUUUUAAAAGCACGUGGCCACAUAUGUAUAUGUAUCCCUAAACUUUGUAUCCUGGUUUCAGCGCACUGUUCAUGUAUUCCUGGGAGAUGUUCACACAAAAUCAAUCCAAAGAAAAAUUUGAAAGAAGUAUUCCUAUUUAUAGAAUAAAUAUUUCAUUUAUAUAAAAGCAAAAGAACUUAGAGUUCUAAUAAAUGGGAUAUCUAAUAAAUUAUGAAGUUGCCCAUUUGAAUAUAUUGUAUUUUUGUAACUUUCCUUGCCAAAGUCCUGGGCUUAGAACAUUAGAGAGCUUGGUUUUUCCACCUCUCCUCUACCAUUCAUCUGUCUUCCAUACAGUCAUUUGGGGCCCUUUACCCAAAGAGAAUUAAGAAACAUAAAGGUAUAACAAGCUUGGCAAAGUAUUUCCGAGAAAGCUUUUUUUUAGGUAAUAGAGCAGCAUCAUUUUAUUUUGGAUUCUUUGAUCAGAUAUCAACAGAUGAUACAAAUCCUUAUGAUAAAGCCUCAUGACCCAGUUUAGAGAAGAUGGAACCUGGCCUUAACAGCAAAUAUGACAGAAAAGUCUGAUCCAAAGGAUUUUGGAUCUGAAUUUUAUAAAAGGCAGUAAGAAUCGCCAGUGUCCGUGUACAUCCCAACUUUUAGGUGCCCUCAUACAGUCUGAAAUGGAGUCAUAGCUCAGAGUUCCUCUUCAUCCAGGACAGAGAAGUUUUAGGUCUUUUUUAAGUAAAUGUUUCAUUAAUACACCUAUACCCUUUCUUUGAAAGUUGGCAACCUAAUUGCAGCCCAGACUGAAAAAUUUCUAUGCUAAAAUCUUCAACUAUGGCAAAUCACAAAAAUGAAUAUUUUCUUCCCUGAAAUCAGGGCUCACUUUUGGGUUUUUUUCCAUAUUUCCAGAUAAAUGUAUUCAAGAUGCAAUACAGUAUUUUAACAUGCACAUAUCAUUUUAUAUUGAAAUGUAUUACAGUAUUAAAAUUCAGUGUUCCAUAUUUAUUUCACUAUGCAUUUUAUUUAGCAGAAGCCGAGAAAAAUGUUUAAUCCAAUGGUGCCUUACUUUGUGAUUUGAAAGAAAUCGACUUUUUAUGUCUAAGUAGCAGAUUAUUUGCAUAUUUGUAAAAACUGUUAGACCUUUAUAUUUUAACUUGUAAUACCAAUUUUGUUAUUUUAGUAGCAAAAAUGGGAUGAUUGUUAAAGUGCCCAAAAUAUUUUGGCAUGAAAUUAAUUUUUCCCUGUUUAUAGUCAGGGACAGUAAAGGAAAAAAACGUUUUUCAUACCACUGCAUUAUGUAAACGUGCACACUUUGGUAUCGAUGUCAUCAAGACAGUUUAAAUGGUGGGGUAGAGUCUACCCUAGACAUCUGUGUCUUUGUAAGUUAGCCAAAAAAUAAAUAAAAGCAGAAUGAUAAGAGUGUCAA